Molecule: messenger RNA, 1872 nt
Organism: Exophiala xenobiotica
Lineage: Eukaryota; Fungi; Ascomycota; Eurotiomycetes; Chaetothyriales; Herpotrichiellaceae
Exons: 3
Coding region: 105-1286 (393 amino acids)
Biological process (GO): protein import into nucleus
Cellular component (GO): cytoplasm
Source: RefSeq, a predicted model, not a curated record
UACCUAAACUCAAAAAGCACCUGCGUUUACCAUCCGCUGCUCGGUCCAACACAAAUUUGUUAUCGUCCGUGGCUCAGCCCAAACAUCUGUCCCUCAGACCAACUAUGCCGCUCCCAGAACGUAUCAGCAUCAAGAGGAGACGCUCGCAGGAGCCCGUGGAGUCCCUGCAUCUUGACCACGGCGCUGUUCGAGACAAGAAGCGAAGAGCUACAGACUUCUACUUCCAACGACUCCGCGAUGAAACCAUCGCUCCUUCCUCGCUUCGAGAGAGGCCUACUCAGAUACCCCAACCUGCAAAGUCCAGUGCCUCCACCAUUCCCGGAAUUCGUUGGACUGCGCCUGGGGACGAUAAGAAAGACUUUGAAAAGCUCAAGGCAGAUCUCAAGGCGAAGGAAGAUGCAGAAGCAACAUUGGACAACAAGCAAACAGUUGUGGAUACCGGUAGUCGAUCGGCGCCAGCGACACCUAUAUCCAAAGAGAAACUACAAGCCGCGAGACGUUUUCACCUCACACGCCAUCUCAAUUCAGGCCUAAGCCCAAACGCUCCUGUUGGGAUUCGGAAGCAGAAAACGUCGAUUCGACCUCCCUUGGCUACCUUUGUCGAGCGACGAGGUGCAACCUUCAGUCAUGAGGAGAAUCCAUUGUAUAGAGGCAAGCCUGUGGAUAAAGUCUUGGAUGUUUCUCAAACCGAAGCUCCGGAAGAUGCCAAACAACCGGACUUGGAGACCUUACAGGCAUCGAAACGACACGCCACCAGUACUUUCCUCCAGAAUGGGUCAAAAGCAGUCAGAAAAGGCACUUCUAUCAAGGACCAUCCCAGUACCUGGGACCACGAGUCUGACCAAUUGGCGGAUGAGCUGGCUUCUUUGGCCAUGGAGCUAGACCCAAUAGCCAAACAGGAAGCUGAGCUUGAGAAACUUGCAGCUGCGCGGCCUGAGCCAAAAGACACUGUGAUGAGCUUACAUGAGAGGGAAGAUGAUUAUAUUUACGAGACAUAUGUCCGCGUACCCUAUGAGGAGGAAGCAACUCACUCGCUUAGAUUGUCUGAUAAUAAUAUCGGCCUGCUUGUUAUCGACGAAGAAGACGAAGAUUUGUGGCAGAAAUACGUCGAUAGUGAUGAGGAUACGGAUUGGGAUGACGAAGAUUCUAAUGCUGAAGACAAUCCUGCUAAUGACUAUCCGGAAGAUGAAGUCAGUUCAGAUGAUGAAUAUGGGCACAAUGCCUAUCAAUAUCGCCAUUACGCUUCAGAUGAUGAAGCUUUUGAUGAGGAUGAGGACGAAACCUAGACAGCAGCAAGUGGCAGUUCUCCUCCCAGUACUGAACUCAUAUGCAAACAUCCUCCCAGGAACAUCAUGACAUCAAUCAACGAAGGACCAAAACGUCGCUGGCGCACGGGAACAAAGUUCCGUUGCUCAAAAUAUCAUCAGACAACCUUCCCACAAACAUCAUGACAUGAACAAUAUACCGCCGUGAUUGGCACUCGUACAUCAACUUUCAUUUCGCCUCUGUCCCUCUCAUCUCUGGCCUCCCCAAGCACCAGGGCGAGCCCACAAUCUUGGCAGGGGCUGACACUCUAAAUGUUCUGGCCUCAUCCAGUGGUACCUGCGGUCGGUUUGGGCGAUGACCCCGAACUUUUCGAUGUGAUAGCCUCUAGUGUUGCGUUCUGGACGACCUUGCUGGCGGACCUUUUUGACCUUAUGCUGGUCCACAAUGCGGUAGAAGCGGCAUUGUAGGCCUGCUUUCUUCCUCGUCUCCGCAAAGUUGCGACUGUAUGCCUCCAGCACUUUAUUCCAUGGCAUAUUCAAGUCGAUUCUGUGGUACCAGAUGAAAUAGGCCUCCUCCUCGGUGUAUUUCUCUCGUGGUGGUUUCUUG